GAACGACGGAACGAACCGAUGACUUCCGGACAAAUAAAAAAAAGUUGGAUCCGGCUCUUUCCGCUGCCACUGCUAGCGUCCUAGCAACAGACAUUGGUUCCUCGCAGUUUCGGUUUUAACAAAGUUGAUAAUUGAAUGACUCUUACAGAGUCCUUGAACAACUAUUCAUGGCUGUCUCAAGAUCAGUUAAAAAGUUGUUCGAGGGCAAUUCACCAGUGAAUAAAUAUGAUCUUCUUACACUGGAACAGCAAGGAGUUGGAUUGACGGAAGAGCGAAUGGUAUUAGCCUUUCAAGCCCUUGAUGAAUUGAUACCAAAUCUUGGUGUUUUUUCCCGGAUAUUUCAAAAACUGAGAGAGGAUUUAUUUGAGGCUGUUUAUAGUGAUGAACUCACAGGGUCAGCUGAAAGCCAAGGAGUUGGGGACAGUGGCUAUAUUCAGAGACUUCCUUACUUUUCUUUGGUCAGACAAGUGUACAAUGAAAGACAUGAAUUUACAGAAGAACUCAAGGAACAACUUGAAAUUGUAAAGAAAAGGCUUUUUGACAAGCACAAACAGCUUGAGGAAGCCCAAGAAACUAUUGCAGACAAAGAGGACCACAUAAGUGUUUUGAAUUCUACAAAGGAUGAGCUCCAGUCUAUCAUUGAAGAUAAGGACAAACAAAUUGAAGAGCUUGAAGAAGAGCUUGAGCAGACAAGAGAUCAGGCAAGAAACAAAGAACAUCAACUUGAAUGUGAUAUUGCUGAUCUCAAGGAGUCACUUGAUGAAGCCAAAACAGAGAUUAACUAUCUGUCACAGUUCAAAAAGGGAUAUGAUGAUCUCUACUAUGCCUUCAUGGAAAAAAAUGAUGCACUGGAUUGCAAUCCAAAGAAAAAGAAAAAGUCAAUGAUAUCUACAAAGCGAGCAAAUUUGCUGAGUGGGGCUGAGUCUGCACAAAAGCUGGAAGAGCAAGUUCUGUCUGUUAUGAACACAGCUAUUGAAGAAUAUGACAAGUACAUUGAAACUCACAAGACAGAUCUUGUGGAGAAGGUUUACCACGAAGACAUGACUGAGGCAGAAUUGGACUUGCAGGAUCUAGAGAUGAAUGAAGCAGAUGAAGAGCUGGAAUCUGUCCAAAAACGGUUCCAGGGCACCAUUGGGAACCUGAUGACAGAGCUGGAGUUACUACGUCAACACAGUACCAUGUUGAUGGAGCAGCUUCAGAUCUUGGAGGAAAUCAAACCGGCUGCACCGAGGAAGAAAGAGACAAAAGCUGCAAAUGGAAAAGGAGAUUCUCUUUUGUUUGCUGGGUUAGAAGAGGAAGAGAUCACUGAGGAAGUUGCUGAUCCGUUCAUUCCCCAAGAAAGAGUCUUCAGUAAAUACGCUGCCAUGCUGUACACUUCCAACAACCACGGGAAAACGUUUGAGGAGUUCAAGGAUGCAAAAUACUGUGCCAGUUGUGGGGAAAAAACUGUGAUAUGUCCUCACAAGUUGGGAGGAGCUGAGAAAAUUUUUAUUCUCCCUCACAACUGCUCUCACAUCAAAAUCAUACGACCAAAAGUGAGGAUCAACAAAGAAUUUGCAGAAGAUAUUAUGAAACCCCAGAGCCCGGACCCCACCCUAGACUUUGCCCCAUCCAUGAGCAGUGCAGGCCACAGCUUUGUGUCAGGUCAGAUCCAGGACAUGCCAGCCACACCCGGCACAGUCACAUCCAGGGAGAGUCCGUCGCUGGGAGCUGGGGAGGUUUACAUGGUUCACACUAUGCAAAGGUUAUGGGAUGACUACAGACAACGAACAAGCAUUGAAAGAACAAUCCCAAGAGCUCUUGAUCCAGAGAGAUCAAAAUCCCUUCUCGAGCAGUUCCUUGGUUAUGUUGUGUGGACUGAUGAGUAUACCACUGAUGAGGAAGCAAACUUGUCUAUUUUGGACACCUUGUACUGCUUCAUGCAUGACCGAUACCUGGUGGAAGAUGUGAUGUACAUGGCUACUCAUGACUUCUUGUCUGCUAUCACAGAAUAUAGUGGAAUAGACAAGAUGCUUCAACUCCUUGGCCAUGUCCUGGUUGGCAACUUGGAUGCGUCAUGUCUCCGCUAUGUUCUUCUGAUGUGUGACUUCAUAUCUGCCGUGGACUGGAGAGAAGUGGAAGAUUUCAGGGCAUUCACAUCAGUUGUUUACCCUUUUCUCAAUGAAGAUGACCUCGAGAGCCUCCAGAUGAGUUAUACUUCCUACAGUGAGAACAGAAUUUCUCGCCAGAGGGUUUCCUCUUUCAUCAUCCACAUCAUACUGAAGUACAGAGAGCCUCGGUUUCAUGAUCUUGAAAACAGGCUGGUGGCCUUUCAGACCAGUGAAGGGGGACAACUGAAUGAACGGGAGUUCAAAGAAGCUCUUGACAGCUUGUUGCCCCUGAGCAAUGAGCGCACCAGGAGGCGGUUAUACAUGCAGGCUGAGCGAGCUGUGAGGUGGGACGGCAUCAUUGCAGCAGUGCCUAUCAUGAGAUUGGCUCAAAUCUCUGGUUACCUUGCCUUACAGCAGAUCACUAAUCUGGUAAAGGAAAACGUUGCUGUCAGAGUGGCAGAGUGGAGGGACAGGCCAAGCAGUGCUGGCUCAGUCCCUCGUCAGGGAGACGUGACUCAUGAGAUCAUAAGUUUCGACAAACUUCUCUCUCUGUCCGAUGUGAAACUAAUGGCUGCUAAUAUGAACAGACAAGCCAAAAACAGGGAAGAAAGAAAGACAACUUCAUCUCAAGAUGAUGAUGAAGAAGACUGGUGAACAGAAAGCUAUUUAUAAAACUAUCCAAAAGAAUUGAUUGAAGGAUACAUUGCUCAUAGAUUAAUAAAGACAAGAGUACAAAUACAUGUCACUUUCAGUUUCAUUUCUAUUGCAGACCCUGAGCAAGUGUAUAGCUUGGCUCCUUAGCUGAAAGCUUUGUUACAGUUUAUGCAAACUUUUGUCUUUGGUUCAUUAUUAUCAUUGAAUGGUUAGAUCAUUAUUUUGUUGUAAACAACUUGUAUUGCUUUGAAUUCAUCAAGGGCAAUGAAACACUGACAUUCUUUUGUCAUGAACGUUUUCUCUUUUGUUACUUUACUUCUUGUACUUCUAUGGAAUUGAUGUUGAUAGAAGGAAUGGAAGAAUAAACUUAAUAAAGAGCAAAGAAAUGCCUUUGCUAAUUUCCUUCGCCAUGUAGACAUGGAUGCCCAUUUGUUUGCAACUUAAUAAUGCAGCACAGGUCAGUAAAGAUAACAAACAUGACCAAGAUGGACUUGCUUUGUUUGAAAACAUGGUUAUAGUCAGAUUUUGUUCUUAUUGACUGAGACCGUCUUAAGACCCUUGCAAAGGAAGAUGAUGUGAAACAAAAAUAAACAAACUUUGUGUUAACGAUCACUAAGUUAGACUCACUCCACAUUUUGGUGCCCUCAGUCCGACUUUGUGUCCUUGGGAAAGGCGCUUUACAAGAGUUUUCCCAUUUGACUCGCUCCUAUAGAGAUGAAGGUCAAAUUCAGUGGUCCCGUCUCUUAAAUAACCUUAAAGUGUUGCAGAGAGUGUUAAACCUCUACUCAGUUUUGCACCUCUGUUGUAUAUCGUGUCAGUUCAUGUAGUGUAGGAUUUCCUGUCUUUCUGUUGUUAGAGAAAAAGAUCUGAUGUUAUUGGAUGGCGAACAAAAAAGAAAUAUGAAUUACACCUCAGCAAAAAGAGAAAAAAAAAUCAUGUGAGUUAAAAAGUAAAGUAUGGAACAUCCGAAAUUCCGUUUUUGAAAGAGUGAAACUUUAAAUGUUGCAUCAAUCAAGCCAUAGUAGGCCACGAGCCCUGGGUCUUCUGUUUAAGGGGGGGAGUUUGUGCAUGCUGCUGCGAUUGCUGCUGAAAAACGUAAAUUUGCAAUGGAGGGCCUGCUUACCAGCUAGUAUAUAGUACAAGAUGCAAAGUAAGCCUCAAAUAAAACUUACAAAAAAUAUGCAAUGAAAACCGCACCCAUCAGAAGUUGGUAAUGUUAAUAAUUUUCUGCACCUCAGCAACCGACUAGUUUGUGAAUUGAUGUAAACUUGAUACACAGAGGCUUAUUCAGAACUAUUCAUUGAUAACUGCUCGAAAAGUCUGCUUGCCAUUAUAAUGCAUGACAUUUCACAAACAAAAACAGUGAAAUUUUCAUGCUCUGCCUUUACUGUAUUUAAUAAAUUAUUCUGAGCAACAUAAAAAUUUUCCUUCAUACUCAUACAUCCAUUUCUUGCUACUGUCAUCCAUACUAUGCUUUUUCGCCACUUUGUCUUUGGUGUGGCAUACAUUAAUGUAUGACUGUAAGUAAAAGGAAUUAAAGAUUACCAUUUUAAAGAGUUAA
This is a messenger RNA of Aplysia californica (California sea hare), 4305 nucleotides long. RefSeq lists its product as uncharacterized. The transcript is spliced from 23 exons. NCBI's taxonomy places the organism in Eukaryota, Metazoa, Mollusca, Gastropoda, Aplysiida, Aplysiidae. The coding region runs from base 168 to 2744 and encodes 858 amino acids. The record is from RefSeq and is a predicted model, not a curated record.